CACCUGAAAACACACAAGCACAUUAAAGAUCUUCGUUAAAUUUAAAGUGGAUUAAAAAGUGUUUGUAUAUUAUGAACAAAUGUUUACGUUUAUAACUCACCUGUCAGGCCGCAGAAGCACAAGCAGAGAAAACCGCAGAUGUUCAACAUGUUAGGGGUCUGAAACUAAACACCAGUUGAAGUAAAUAUUUGUACUAACUGUAAUAGGUCUAGCUCUCACUCUUCAUUUGAGAAUGUUUGGAGGUGUUUCUCUCUUUCUGUCAGUCAUUUUGUGCUUGCUGACACAUCAUUGAGGGCGGGGUUUAUGAAGAGACAGACGCUGGCAAAGUUUUGAUGGUUCACAUCAUCAGCUGAGUCUCCAUAUGAUGAUCUCGUGAGGGGAACUAUUUCAGAGCCUUGUAAAAAAGAAAAUGAGUCUUGUGUUUGUUUUCCUCUCUUUGUGCUUCUGCUGUACAGUGGGUGUGUUUGGUGGUGAUUCAGAUGAAGUGAAGUCCGUGUCAGUGAUUGAGGGAGAAAAUGUCACGCUACACAAUAAUGAGACCGAACUACAGAGAGAUGAUCUGAUACAGUGGAAGUUUGGACCUCAGAAGACUGUCAUAGCCAAAAUGAGACAAACCAAUAAGACGUCAAUCGAUGCUGAUGUUCUUGAUGGGAUGUUCAGAGACAGACUGCAUGUGGAUGAUCAGACUGGAUCUCUCACCAUCACAAACACCGAAACCACAGACUCUGGACUUUAUCAAAUGAUCAUCAGCGGCAAACAGAAGACCUCAUACACAUUCAGUGUUACUGUUUAUAAAGCGAGUCUGACCGUUGUGAUCUAUUGUGUUGUUGUUGUUGGAUCUCUGAUGAUUGUAACUGCACUUCUGAUCUUCUACAUCUGGAGGAGAAACACAAACACACAACAAGUUUUAGAAGAGGUUCAGAGCGGUGAAGAGAUCACUUACGCAGAUCCAACCUUCAAAAAAAGACAAGCACAGCAAGCGAGAGCAGAAGUGGAGGAUGAGGUGAUGUACUCCAGCGUCAAUAAAAGACGAUGAUCAGUCUCACAUUGUGUUUGUAUUCAAGUUCAUUGUCACUUCAGCUUUAAUGUCUAUUUUAUUUUCUGUUGUUUAGUAAUAUGUUGUUGAGUGUUGUGUAGUUCAUCAUUUUUAAUUGUGUUUUAUGAGAUUUGAAGACACCAAAAGGCCCAACAUCACAGAAAGUCUACUACAGUUUAAGAGAUUGCAGAUUUUACUGCAUGUCAACAAUAAUUCACCAUAGAGUCAAUAUUAUUUACUCAGACAACAGUUUACAGACUAGAAAAUAUUGUCAGAAAUAACUGAGAGUGUGGGUAUGAGCAAAGGGUCAUUGUGGUUUUAAAAGCACGCUGUGUAUCUAGUAUUUCAUUUGGUGUGGCCUCUUCAUGACUGGGUUAAAGUCAAACCUGAUGUGGAAAGAAAUGUGGUUUUGUUCUGCUGGUAAAUACAAGACGCGUGUUGGUCUGCUCAUGGCCGUUUGUGGUUAAUGUAUCUGUGUCUGUGUGUGUAUGUGAAAGGUGUGAUUUGCUGUCCUGAUAAUAUCUUUAACUCAAAAAACAGCUUUAAUAAAGUAUUG
Triplophysa dalaica is the source of this 1592-nucleotide messenger RNA. RefSeq lists its product as uncharacterized. NCBI's taxonomy places the organism in Eukaryota, Metazoa, Chordata, Actinopteri, Cypriniformes, Nemacheilidae. Bases 410 to 1036 code for a protein of 208 amino acids. The record is from RefSeq and is a predicted model, not a curated record. The transcript has 5 exons.